AUGAAUGAUUAUCGAAAAGUCCUCAAUGUCGUCGGAUGGACUCUUGUCACGAUCUCAACGCUCUUCGUGGUGGCGCGAUCAUAUACACGCACACGCGUCGUGACAGCAGACCUGGGCUGGGACGACUGGUGCAUGGUUACUGGUCUGACAUUUGCUUUGGUCUGCACGUCACUCGUCACGGCCGGCACUGCGCAUGGCCUCGGGCAACAUGUAUGGAACAUUGAUGAUCCAGAAGACCAAGCUGCAGCUACAAUCGCAUUCUUCACAAAAACAUCCAUCAUCAUCGCAUUGAUGAGGAUUCGAGGACACACAGCAAGUGUAUCGCAAAAGUGUAUCGCAUACGUGCCACUAGUGAUCCUUCUGAUAGGCUCCAUUCUGUCAUGCUCAGUUAUGAUAUUCUUUUGCUCGCCUGUGCAAAAGUCAUGGAGACCUCAGAUGGAAGGCACCUGUCUGCAACCGGCUAUAUUAGAUUUUGUCGGAAAGUCGGUUUCAGUGUACAAUGCCAUAAUGGACGUGUUCUGCGCUAUCAUGCCGUACUUCAUCAUUCGAAGUCUGAACAUCCCGUGGAAGGACAAGAGAAAUCUAGUUAUCUUGAUGGGAGGUAGUAUUCUUGGAACAUUUGCUACCGUUAUGAAGAUCGUAGCGAUGGGCAGCAUUUCAAAUGUUGCAGACAUGACCUAUUCAUGGUCAGAGAUUACAAUCUGGUAUCUGACUGAGAACAACGUACUCAUCAUCGCGGGAUCAUUUCCUGCACUACGGCCAUUCUGGCGAAUUGUCGUCGGCAAGUACAUCUCAUACGCGUCGUCGGACGCAUCACGAAAGGCAUAUCGGCCGUCCGAAACCAAAAGGGCAGGGGAUAGAGAGCUGCAGGUGUAUACUGUGGGGUCCAAGCCUAAGCCAACAAGGGCCCCGAAUCCCUACUCCACAACGACCCGACUUAGUAGUGAGGAGAGUUUAUGUCCGCGGGACAAUCUAACUUCUGGGGAGAUAAUUGAAGAUGUCACGCGCAAUCACGGGGACAAUCGGUUCGAACCCCUUGCCAACAUUGCCAGCACGCGGAACAGGGCUUUUACCUCUUCGCACGAUCACCCGAAAAUGAGUUUAGCACGGCGACAAGCAUGUAUCUUCAACAUGGCGCCGCUCUUCGCCAAUCCAAACACCACGCAGUCAGCACACCAUCAGAUUCCACGCCUGGAUGACCAAGUUGCUAUCGACGAAGCGCGAGAGGAAAGUCAUAGAGCACGCAUACAGUGCACAUACCUAGGGCUGCGCUUUACGUGUUCUACCGUGCGUGUGACACCCACAUACUUUUCUGCCCAUCUCUCUCAGUCGCACGUAACUAGUCUAUGGCCCAAGCGCAUCAUCCUUGUGUAUUUCAAGCGACCGCUGGCAGCAAAGGGAGGAUACAGUGGGUUCAAUGCGUACUGUAGCUUGUUGAUGCUGCGAGGCCAGAAAAUGCAACGGCAGUGGCUGGUUGAGGCAGGCUUUGCCGAGACGAAGUACUGCCAUGAUGGCUCUACUCAGCGCGCCGCUAGCAGAUUGAGCGACAUCAAAGCUUCAGUCAAGUACGUUUGGCAUCGCGGCCUCCGUCGGCGGACUCCCACCUUGGAUGAGCAACCGCGGAAAGCGCCUGCUAGCCGUGAGGACGGAGAAGAGGUUGCUGAAAAGCUGGGGGUUUGA
This is a messenger RNA of Boeremia exigua, 1680 nucleotides long. RefSeq lists its product as uncharacterized. Lineage: Eukaryota; Fungi; Ascomycota; Dothideomycetes; Pleosporales; Didymellaceae. Bases 1 to 1680 code for a protein of 559 amino acids. The record is from RefSeq and is a predicted model, not a curated record. The transcript is spliced from 11 exons.